Messenger RNA from Capronia coronata CBS 617.96, 243 nucleotides. RefSeq lists its product as uncharacterized. The transcript has a single exon. NCBI's taxonomy places the organism in Eukaryota, Fungi, Ascomycota, Eurotiomycetes, Chaetothyriales, Herpotrichiellaceae. The record is from RefSeq and is a predicted model, not a curated record. The annotation marks the transcript as partial.
AGCUCCAGUUCGCUCAGUGUCGCGGCCGAGGAGCCCGCUGAAAGCAGCGGAGCUGAUGGAAUUGUCACUGCCAGUGUCGACGGAGUAUACGAUGAUGGCGGAAGUGCAACCUGCAACGAAUGUCUGAAAGACCCUGGUAUCUGCUGUGCCGUCGAGUGUCAAAGCGGCAUGUGCCCGAAAAUCGCCAUGGAAAAUGGGGGCUGGACAAUCAACGGUGUCAAAAUAACAGGCGGUGGGAAGUGA